AUGUCGGGGUCCAUAGCAGGAGCCAUCAAUAUGGAAGCCCACCUGUCUGCCCCCGAGAGGGUCAGCGACUCCAAAAGGAGCUCCCAGAGGAGCUCCCGCUUAAGUUCAGGGAUCAGCACUCCAAUGAGGCUGAGCAUCCAUCCCUCCGUCACCUGGGGAGGCUCUGACUCCGAAUCCGACCUCGUAUCUGGCACUCAGCCCCCAGCGGCACCACAAACACCCAAGCUCCCUGGUCUCCUGAGCAAAGCAGGCCGCUUGGUGUGCUCCUCUCACAAAUUCCUCAUGAGGAUCGCAGCCUCCCACGAUGAGGCCAGCAACAGGCAGCUGGAGGACCAGAUCAACUAUGACCAUCUACGGAAACUGGAGCGCAUGUUCCGGGAAGCGGACACUGACGGUGGAGGAGGACUGGACAUUGAAGAGUUCCGGAAGGCGAUGAAGAAGAUCAUGGGGGACAUUUCGGACGAAGAUAUCGACGUCAUUUUCAUGAAGGUGGACAUCAACUGCGAUGGUGCCGUGGACUGGGAGGAAUACCUGAAUUAUAUGCUCCGUGAAUACCGGGGGAAGGACGACAUGAUGAAGAACAAAUUGAUCCCAGAGUUCCAGACGAACAUGAAACGUGUCCCAGUGGCUCAUUCGGAGGAAAUAGUCAAGAUCCAGUUCUUCCCAAACCAGACCCGAGGCAGGAAGGAUAGGCCCAGGAAAGCAGGGGCCCGUUCCACCCCAGGACGCUUCCUCACCGUGAGCAGAGACGGGAUCCUGCACUAUUGGAGCGACUCCUUCAAAAUGCUCCGGACGGUUUAUCUGGACCAGACCAAGCGGCGCCACACUUUGAAACUCUGGGUGAUUGACAUGCUCUGCCUGGCGAAUAUCAAUCUGUUGGCCAUUUCAACCACCGACCAGGAUAUCGAGUUCUUCGACAUCAGUGGCAACAAAUGUGACCGGCUUUUUACCAUUGUUGACUUGGAGGGGUGCGCUACAGCCAUGGAUUACUGGACAGAUGGACUCAGAGGCGUAUUCUGCGUUGGUGACGUCAAAGGCAACGUCCUGAUCUUCACGUCCACGGAUGUGAUAACGAACGGGCUUUUCAAUGUCCGCGGCUACAUCGGUGGCUUAGCCAGGGUCCCGGUGAACAUCGUCCUGAAAACAAAGUUGGAUGUGUACAGGAAUUUCACCAUUUCCGCUCUGCAUGGGGACUGGGUCCACCAGAUCAUGUACGUCUCCCAGCUCAACCUGGUCGCCUCCUGCACUCCCGUGGAAAACAGCGCCAUGGCCCUGACCUAUCUCCCCACGCACAUCGAGGGCAAAAUCCAAUCAGCUGUGAUAGUUCUGAAGAAAGGCAUCCUGUGCUUUGACUACUCCCCGGAGCUCAAUAUCCUUGUGACGGGGGGAUAUGAGGCCGAGAUCCGAAUCUGGAACCCGUAUGUCACCAGCAGCUCCAUCACUCAGCUCAAAGGCCAUGGCACGGCCGUCACUCACAUCAUGAUCAACAGGGAGAGGGCCACCAUCGUCAGCCUCUCCAAAGACAAAAACAUCCGCAUUUGGGAUCUACUGGAUCACAUUUGCUUGCAGUCCAUUCACAGCAGGAAUGUCCCGCUGGGGAACUGCCCCAUCUCGGCUGUGUACUACCACUUCCCUAACAAUUUCCUGGUUUGCGCCACUUACACGAUCGGCGUCUUCUUUGCGGCAGAUUCUGCUGAAAUAGAACUCAAGUCCCAGGAGCAGCCACUUUGUUCUGCCUUGUACAACAGGAUCUUUAAGCAGGUGGUGAGCGGCUGCUACAGCGGCCUCAUCACCGUCUGGGACGUCUUGUCGGGGCAGAAGCUCAUGGAGUUCUCCACUUCGCCUGUGCAGCCGGUGGAGAUCACCGCCAUGAUGUUUGAUCCACCGGAGAGGCGUCUGAUCACGGCCUUGAAAAACGGGACCAUCAAGCUGUGGAACUUCAACAACGGGGCCUGCCUCUUUGAGCUGCCCUUUGAGGACAAGAGCGAGAUCAGCUGCAUCCUUUAUAUGAACUACAAGAUUUUUGUGUCAGGUUGGAGCAAGCGGGUGACAUGGUACCUAGAUGUCAAAGAACACGACAAAGUGAUUGAAAGCAAGCACUGGAAGUCCUACCACUCUGAUGAUGUCGUUUGCAUGGAUGGUCACAAAAACAAGCUGCUGGUGACGGCGUCUUGCAAUGGAGACAUCGUGCUCUGGAACGUCAACUCCGGCCAGGCCUUCUGCCGCUUCAAUGCCUCCGAAAGUCCAUUGACGCUUCUGCCAAAACGGGAAUUCUCUGUGGACAUUGAGAGCACGAUGCUGAACCCACGGAAGGCGCCUGAUUUUGCAAGUAAUACCGGGAAGAAGCUGUGGGCCUACACCAGGACUACGGUUUCCACAAAACCCUCUCUGCCCCAACGGCCCUCCAGUGCAGUCCAGCCUUCGAUGUCUUCAAUCCUCCGCAGGCCUCCGGGCUCUGUCCAUCUUGGGAGCCGGGUCAUGCAGCCUCAGACAGCAUGGAGCUCUGAAGUAGGCGGGAGGAGUGCCCAUCCUUCUCAAAUACCAAGCGCUGGUGAGACCAUCACACCAAAGAAGGAUCCGCUCACCUGGCAGGAAGGAGUCUCUGCCUCCCCAGCAGCCGUGGAGAAGGUUCUCUUUCUCAAAACCCGCGAGCGUGCUCCAGACACCGCGAUCUUGCUGAGCAGCUGCACAGAUGGGUACAUCUACGCUUGGGCUCUUGGCAACAAAGGAGGCCUGAUGGGCAAAUUCCGCGCAGCCCACAAACCCGGCCAGCUCUCCUCUGUCUGCUCUAUGUGCACUGACGACAACGACUUGGUCCUCUUCACUGCAGAUUCCUUGGGAUACAUCAAGAUCUGGGACAUCAUGAAGUACUGCACUCCAUCCAAGGGUGAAGAAUCUCUGCAGGCGACGGAUGAUGAGGAAAACAAUUUCUGUUAUCUAAUCCCUGAAUACUGCAGAGUUCCUGCAAGAUAUCAAACCCUUGGAGAAACCAAGGAGGUCCACCAGGGCUGGGUCACCACCUUGGUGCCCCCAACCUGCCUCAGUUCAUGGCGGGGACACCUGAAGAACAUCGUCAGCAUCCGAUACGUCGAAAGAUACCGCAUCAUCCUCACUGCCAGCCAUGACUGCACGGUCAAGCUCUGGAUGCUGACGGGAAAGCACAUAGGUACAUUUGGACAGUCCCUAUGGAGACUGGGUCUCCAGCACCUGAUCCCAGCCGAAGUGCCAGAUGAGAUCCGCCGGGUUGCUUCCCUGCACACCAUGAGGGUCCUCAACGAAGGCCGGCAGCCCCAUUGGGAGAGCACCCGCAACAUUGUCCAUGCACUGGGCCAGCAGAAGAGGCAGCAGUCCUUGCUGUUGGAUUUCCUGCACGUCAAGAGCGGCAGCACAGGGGACACGGCUGGCAAGAUGCGGCAGCUGAUCCAGAAGGAGACCCGGAUGGCCAAGUACACCGACGAAGAAAUCGAAGCCACGUUUCAGAAGUGGGAGGAAUCUGGGAAGGAGAAGAGCGAUAUCCUGGGCUAUGCCUACAAGCAGAAAGUACAUCGUCCAAUGCUGACGCAGCUGCCGGAAGUGAAAGCCUUAGUUGCCAACAAGGACCAUCCCCGGAUCUACCACUGCAUCCAAUACACCGACCUCCACCCCGUGACUGUCCCAGGCAUCCCGAAGGUCUUGCUGGAGUCUCCACUCACGCAGGGCAUGGACCCGCGGCCCAAGAAGGGCAAGAGGUGGUCGGCCGUCUCCGGCAUCAUCAAGCCCACCUUGAGAAGCUACAUGCUGCGGCGCAAGAUGACAAAAACCAGCAGUAAGGAAUGAGCCAGUGCCGGCGGCAGGAAAUUGGAGGAAACGGUGCAGACUCUGGCUCUGCAGAGGAACGUUGGCUUUGGUGGACCAGAAGCAAUUGCAAACUCUUUUGGACUCCUGAGACAUUUGCAUUCCAGCAAUUGGUGUUUGA
Anolis sagrei ordinatus is the source of this 3955-nucleotide messenger RNA. Lineage: Eukaryota; Metazoa; Chordata; Lepidosauria; Squamata; Anolidae. The record is from RefSeq and is a predicted model, not a curated record.